This is a messenger RNA of Cariama cristata (Red-legged seriema), 1709 nucleotides long. It is a transcript of the gene ANGEL1, whose product is annotated as angel homolog 1 (Drosophila). The transcript has 9 exons. Gene Ontology annotation, molecular function: 3'-5'-RNA exonuclease activity. Bases 253 to 1668 code for a protein of 471 amino acids. Lineage: Eukaryota; Metazoa; Chordata; Aves; Cariamiformes; Cariamidae. The record is from RefSeq and is a predicted model, not a curated record.
GAGCUACAUGCCUUGGCUUCUUCAGAAGAUCAUGCAGCGACUGAACUGGCAAAAUUACCAGCAGAGGAAACGGCGGCUGUAGCAGGCAGUACCCCUUGGUCAGCCGUGGUGCCACAGACAGAUCACCAGAUAGCUGGCUGUGCCUCUGUCAGUGUAGAAGUGCAGAACGAAGACCCAGCUGUGCUGGCUUGGAGUUUAGCAUGUGAUGCAGAGACAGCGCCAAGGGAGCCCCCAGCCUGGCCCACUCAGGAUAUGGUACAAUUUUGUCCUCUCCCGACAGAGGUACCCUACCAUGAGAUUUUAUGGAGAGACUGGGAGGAUCUUUCUGUCCAGCCUUGUGUGCUAGAGCAGGUCUCGAAAAACACUCCUCUCUUUGAAUUUCGAGUCAUGUCUUACAACAUACUUGCCCAGGACCUGGUGGAGCAGGGCCUUGAUCUCUAUCUACACUGUCAUCCAGACAUCCUGAACUGGAACUACCGUCUUCCGAACCUUUUGCAGGAGAUCCAGCACUGGGAUCCUGAUGUCCUGUGUCUCCAGGAGGUGCAAGAGAACCAUUACUGGGAGCAGCUGGAACCGACAUUCAAGGAGAUGGGCUUUGCAUGCUUCUAUAAACGGAGAACCGGGACGAAGACAGAUGGCUGUGCAGUGUGCUAUAAGCACAGCAGGUUCCAGCUGAUCAGAGUCAGCCCUAUAGAAUACUUCCGGCCUGGCCUAGACAUCCUCAAUCGGGAUAACGUGGGCUUGGUGCUGCUGCUACAGCCCCUGCUCCCGGAAGGCCUAGAUCUGAAGGCAGUCAGUCCUUUGUGUGUGGCCAACACUCAUGUGUUGUUCAAUCCCCGGCGGGGAGAUAUCAAACUGGCCCAGAUGGCCUUGCUCCUGGCAGAGAUCGACAAGAUUGCAAAAACUACUGAAGGCAGCUACUAUCCUGUCAUCUUGUGUGGAGACCUAAACUCUGUACCUGAUUCUCCACUUUACAAAUUCAUCCGGAACGGUGAACUUUCCUACCAUGGGAUGCCAGCCUGGAAGGUGUCUGGUCAGGAAGACUUUUCCCAACAGUUGUAUUCACGGAAACUGCUGGCCCCACUGUGGCCGAGCUCACUGGGUGUAACAGACAACUGCCAGUAUGUCACCCUGUGCCAGCCAAAGAAACUAGGUAGACGUAAGUACAGCCGGGACUUCCUGCUCCAGUUUCAUUUUUGCGAUGUUGCCUGUGAACGACCACCUCAGCUGGUCCUCUUGGAAGGUGUGACAGAUGCUAAACCAGACCGCCCUGCACACUGGCCCAAGCCUGCUGCCAUGGUGAAAGAUCCUGAUCCCCAGCCAUUUGUCCCAAGGUCUUCAGGCGUUAUCCAGCAUGGCCUCAACCUGACCUCUGUCUACAGCCACUUCCUACCGCAGAGGGGACGCCCAGAGGUCACAACGAUGCCCAUGGGGCUUGGAGCCACUGUUGAUUAUAUCUUCUACUCGGCAGAGCCUGUGGACAGUGGGAGCAGGAGAGGUCGCAGGCUGUACCAGGAUGGAGCCCUGAAGCUGCUUGGCCGCCUUUCCCUUCUCUCUGAAGAUGUCCUGUUGCUGGCAAAUGGCUUACCAAAUCCUUUUUGUUCAUCUGAUCAUCUCUGCCUGCUGGCUAGCUUUGGCUUGGAGAUCUCCAGCCUCAGAGAGGGUUAGUGUUGGUUCCCUUUCCCUAAAGAAAAGCUGUUCUGAAUAUA